GAGAAGGAGAAGAAGUAUAUGUUACCAGUGGAUAACCUGAAGCUGCGAGAUGUCGAGAAGGGGUUCAUGUCCAGCAAGCACAUCUUUGCUCUCUUCAACACUGAACAGAGGAAUGUUUACAAGGACUACCGGCAGCUGGAGCUGGCCUGUGAGACCCAGGAGGAGGUGGAUAGCUGGAAGGCUUCCUUCCUUCGUGCAGGAGUCUACCCAGAGCGUGUUGGGGACAAGGACAAAGCCAGUGAAGCGGAGGAGAAUGGAUCAGACAGUUUCAUGCACUCCAUGGACCCUCAGCUGGAGAGACAAGUGGAAACAAUCAGGAACCUGGUGGAUUCCUACAUGGCAAUUGUCAACAAAACCAUCAGAGACCUCAUGCCGAAGACAAUCAUGCACCUCAUGAUAAACAAUACCAAGGACUUUAUCCAUUCGGAGUUGCUGGCAAACUUGUACUCCUGUAGUGACCAAAAUACGCUGAUGGAGGAAUCGGCAGAGCAGGCCCAGCGACGUGACGAAAUGCUGCGCAUGUACCAUGCCCUGAAAGAGGCCCUCAACAUCAUCGGGGACAUCAACACCAGCACUAUCAGCACCCCUAUGCCCCCACCGGUGGACGACUCUUGGCUGCAGGUGCAGAGCGUACCAUCUGGACGCAGGUCUCCUACAUCCAGCCCCACGCCACAGAGGAGAGCUCCCGCUGUUCCACCAGCCAGACCUGGGUCUCGAGGCCCAGCUCCUGGGCCACCUCCUGCUGGUGGGUCCACGCUGGGUGGUGCCCCCCCUGUGCCCUCCAGGCCAGGUGCCUCUCCUGAUCCCUUUGGGCCCCCACCUCAGGUUCCUUCUCGACCUAAUCGUGCUCCUCCUGGUGUUCCCAGCCGGCCGGGCAAGGCCAGUCCCUCCCGCCCGGAGAGCCCAAAACCACCAUUUGACAUGUAGGCCUGCUCCCUCUGAGACUCUUUGCCUGCCUCUUAGCUGUUCUGUCCUGGAAUGGUCUGCCUCCAAUCUCACACAUGGCUUGUUUUGUUUGUAUUUUGUGACACACACAUAUCAGAUGUGACUGUAGUGAAACUGGUUCGUUUUUUUUUCUU
Messenger RNA from Mesitornis unicolor (brown roatelo), 1079 nucleotides. Its product is annotated as dynamin-1. The annotation marks the transcript as partial. The record is from RefSeq and is a predicted model, not a curated record. Gene Ontology annotation, molecular function: GTP binding; microtubule binding; GTPase activity. Lineage: Eukaryota; Metazoa; Chordata; Aves; Mesitornithiformes; Mesitornithidae. The transcript is spliced from 7 exons. Gene Ontology annotation, cellular component: membrane; cytoplasm; microtubule.